Messenger RNA from Solanum verrucosum, 1431 nucleotides. Its product is annotated as polygalacturonase At1g48100-like. Gene Ontology annotation, molecular function: polygalacturonase activity. The coding region runs from base 1 to 1431 and encodes 476 amino acids. The record is from RefSeq and is a predicted model, not a curated record. Lineage: Eukaryota; Viridiplantae; Streptophyta; Magnoliopsida; Solanales; Solanaceae. The transcript has 7 exons. Gene Ontology annotation, biological process: carbohydrate metabolic process.
AUGACAGGUUUUAGUUUGAGAAGCUUCAUAUCUCUGCUUAUCAUUGCAUUUCUUGUUUUGUCAGAAACAUGUAAUGCCAGAAGAGGCAGACAAAUCACAACUUCCUCCACUUCUCUGUACAAGAAGAAAGGGAGCAAAAUGCUCACCAAUUCUCCAAGCAAAGGAUAUUCAGCCACCACUUUUAAUGUUAGGGACUAUGGUGCCAAAGGGGAUGGAAAGAGCGACGAUACCAAGGCGUUCGAAGCGGCAUGGACAGCUGCUUGUAAAGUAGAAGCAUCAACAAUGUUGGUCCCAUCAGAAUAUGUAUUCCUUCUUGGACCCAUUUCAUUCUCUGGCCCAUACUGUCAGCACAACAUUCUCUUUCAGCUAGAUGGUACGAUCAUAGCUCCAGCAGAUGCUGAAGCUUGGGGUUCAGGCUUUUUGCAAUGGCUUGACUUCACAAAACUAGUUGGAAUUACAAUUAAAGGAAGCGGCAAGAUUGAUGGAAAUGGUGCAGUUUGGUGGCAUGAUACCCCAUUUGGUGAUCCUACAGAAGAGGAAUCAAAAUUAAUUAUCCCAUCAAACAACACAAUGCAGACAAGUCUUCCGAUUCCUCUAAACAGUUCCCUUGGUGGAAGAAUGCCAGGCAUUAAGCCAACAGCUCUUAGAUUUUAUGGAAGUUCCAAUGUGACAGUCACCGGCAUUACAAGUCAGAAUAGUCCACAAUGUCAUCUCAAGUUUGACAACUGCAUUGGGGUAUCGGUAUACAAUUUCAGCGUCUCAUCCCCUGGUGAUAGUCCUAAUACUGAUGGAAUCCACUUACAGAACUCCAAAGAUAUCCUUAUCCGCAGUUCCAAUGUUUCAUGCGGAGAUGAUUGUAUUUCAAUACAAACUGGAUGCUCAAAUGUUUAUAUACACAAUAUAAAUUGUGGACCAGGACAUGGAAUAAGCAUUGGAGGGCUUGGUAAAGAUAACACUAAAGCUUGUGUUUCAAAUGUCACUGUGAAAGAUAUCAUUAUGCAUAACACAAUGAAUGGCAUAAGGAUUAAGACAUGGCAGGGUGGAUCAGGGUCUGUGCACGGACUAAUGUUCUCAAACAUACAAGUUUAUGAAGUCCAAAUACCAAUUGUAAUUGAUCAGUUUUAUUGUGACAAGAGCAAAUGCCCGAAUCAGACAUCAGCAGUGGCUUUAUCAGAAAUUAACUACGAAAAAAUAACAGGAACUUAUACAGUAAAACCGGUGCAUCUUGCAUGCAGCGACAGUAUGCCAUGUGUAGACGUGACCCUGACCGAUAUCCAACUAAAGCCAUUACAAGAACAAUACCAUAUGUAUGAACCAUACUGUUGGCAGACCUUCGGAGAGUUGUAUACUCCUACCGUCCCUCCAAUUCAAUGUCUGCAAGUUGGUAAGCCAUCAAGCAGCACGACUCAAGCUAAUUAUGGUCAAUGCUAA